Coregonus clupeaformis (lake whitefish) is the source of this 2566-nucleotide messenger RNA. RefSeq names its product F-box only protein 10. The record is from RefSeq and is a predicted model, not a curated record. NCBI's taxonomy places the organism in Eukaryota, Metazoa, Chordata, Actinopteri, Salmoniformes, Salmonidae. Gene Ontology annotation, biological process: protein ubiquitination; ubiquitin-dependent protein catabolic process; regulation of apoptotic process.
GCGCCUACCUCCUCUCUCCAGAGCUACAAGUCAUUGGGCAGCAGGGAAGAGCAGCAGCAGUGGCGGGGGUGUCAGCUCCCAGUGGAGUGGGGGGCGGGCGGGCGGUGUCUGGCUCUACUACCGAGGGCUGGGCCGCUGCAGCCUGGGUGCAGGGCCUGGAGAGAGCUGGGAUCUCCUGGAUAACACCGGAGAUAGCUCUUGCCUGGGCAUGCCCGAAAGCCGGCCCCACCUGGGAGCCGUCAUCCUGGAGAGAAGCCCGAGGCAUCAUGCCCUCGCCAGUCGUACCUGGCGUACCCACGCCACUCCUGAGCUCCAGACCUCCGCCUGCCUGCACCUGGGCCGACGGAGGAAGGAGAGGAGGGUGGCAGACCCAACCAGGACCGACAGCCACCCCCCCCCCUCGAUCCCGCUGACCCUGGAGAUCCGAACCCUGACCGAGGAGCGGCAACGCGACUCCGGAGCCUCCAAGCUGCUGAGUGAAGGAGUGCCGAAAGGGGUUGCCCUGCGCCUGUGGCCGGGUCUGAUCGCUGACAACAACAUCCACAAGGGAGGGAUAUCCCGCAAGGGGGCGGACCCCAUCAUCUGUCUCUCUCGCUCAUACACUCAGUGUAACAGAAUACACAGCGGUUUGCGUUCCGGCAUCGUGGUCCUUGGCAACGGGAGGGGUUCCAUCCGUAGCAACCAGAUCUAUAACAACAAGGAGGCGGGAGUCUACAUCCUGUUCAACGGGAACCCUGUAGUCAGUGGUAACCAUAUCUUCCAGGGUCAGGCAGCAGGGAUAGCUGUGAAUGAGAACGGCAGAGGGGUGAUAGUCGAGAAUGUGAUCAGGGGAGAACCAGUGGGGGGUGCAGACAUCAGGCGGGGAGGCGACCCGGUCCUCAGGAACAACUACAUCUGUAAUGGCUACUCUGACGGGGUGGUGGUGGGGGAGAGAGGCCGGGGGCUCAUAGAAGGGAACCACAUCUACAGCAACAAGGGCUGUGGUGUGUGGGUGAUGUCCUCCAGCCUCCCUCAGCUGUUGGGAAACUACAUUACCCAUAACCGCAUGUACGGGCUGGCCGUGUUCUGCCGGAAGGACCCUGAUGGGGACGGGACCAGGAAGUGGGGCAGGAGGGUGGAGGAAGGAGGAGGACAGGAGAACUUCCAUGAGGAAGGAGAGCUGCUGGCGUGGGAAGGUGACCUUGACAGCGAGGACGAACGGAACUGCAUUAGCCGCAAUGGAGCGGUUGGUUUGUACGUGAAGAGCAGUGAACCACUGAAUGUCGUUGCUAACCUAGUGAACGGUAACCGUGGCGCCGGUGUUGCCGUGCUACAGAGUGGUCAGCUGACUCGACUAGUUGCUAACCGCGUCCAUGGAAACGGUCGUGGUGGCGUCACCGUGGAGAGGGAGUGUCGGGUGGAACUCCGCGGCAACGGUGUGUAUGACAACGGCGGCCAUGGCGUUAGUUUCCGGGGCGAUGGACAGGUGGUGGAAAACGACGUGGUGGGUAACCGUGGUUACGGGAUACGGUUGACGGACAGCGCCGACGUCAAGGUGUUGCGUAAUCGAGUCCAGCCGGUGCAGGGGUGUGGCAUCGCUGUGCUGGGGCCGGCAAAGGCCGUCGUCCACGACAACCUGGUGUUCCAAGGUCACCCCGGCAACGUCAAACCCCCGAUACACCAUGGCAAUGACAGCAGCGUGCUGCGCAACAACAGCGUGACAUGUCCCUCUUCCCCUCCCUGGGUUUUGGAGAACCCUCCCCGCCCCCUCUCUGACCGUCCUUCAUCGCUCCCCUCCUCCUCCUCCUGUCACCCCUCCCACUUUGCCAUCUCCAUGACUACCAGGAUCACCGCCACCGUCGAGAGCGGUUGCCAUAACAACGGCAGCGUCUUCUGCACCAUCCUCUGAGGCCCUAGCAAAACCCCGUCCUGACAACAGAUUGGAUGACCUCCUCACCGGGGCGGGGGGUGGGGUCAAGACUUCAGUUCAGCCCUGACCUCUCCUGACUCGAGACAUUCUUUUUUUUUUCUCUAAGAACAUUCCAGUGGCAUUUUGAUCUAGAACACUUGGAACACAGAACGGUUCUAGAACGUCGUCCUCCCCGGGGGUUCUAGAAGUGUCAUUGAGAUCCCCUCGACUGGAGGAGCUGGUCAGGUGACAUCAGUUCGAUACAGAACCAACUCUUGACUAUACCAUGUUUAACCACUGUGACUGGUGUGGUAUCAUGGACGGUAUUCAGCUGUGACUGGUGUGGUAUCAUGGACGGUAUUCAGCUGUGACUGGUGUGGUAUCAUGGACGGUAUUCAGCUGUGACUGGUGUGGUAUCAUGGACGGUAUUCAGCUGUGACUGGUGUGGUAUCAUGGACGGUAUUCAGCUGUGACUGGUGUGGUAUCAUGGACGGUAUUCAGCUGUGACUGGUGUGGUAUCAUGGACGGUAUUCAGCUGUGACUGGUGUGGUAUCAUGGACGGUAUUCAGCUGUGACUGGUGUGGUAUCAUGGACGGUAUUCAGCUGUGACUGGUGUGGUAUCAUGGACGGUAUUCAGCUGUGACUGGUGUGGUAUCAUGGACGGUAUUCAGCUGUGAC